AUGCAUAAAUUAAAAUUCGGACCAAAUUUGUUCACUAAAUCAGAAGAGAUAAAAACUACGGUAAUAACAAAAGAUGAAUCGUCACCAGAUAAAAGUGACAGGAAAAUUGUUUGGAGAAGAACGAAAUGCUCGUUUGUGAAAAGACCAAUUCGACAUAUUGGAACUGUUUGUUUGUGUUAUUGUGAUCCGAAUGAUUGUACAACUUGUAGUGCUAGAAGUUCGGUAAGUUGUUUUCUAUUCUAAAAAUUAAAAUCUGAAAUUUUUCAGAUUGCCGAAGAACUUUCAAAUCGAUGGGGAUAUUCAUCAAUUAUUUCAUCACCUAAAAAAUUACCUGAUAACAAACAAUUUUCAACAAAAUCCAAAUCAACAUCUUCGUCUUGUUCUUCUGAUGGUUCUUCACUUUUUGGUGAUGAUUAUUCGACAAAAAAUCAAAGAAACAUUGUGAAGAAAGGAGAUGAAGUUUCGAGAAAUAGUUCGAAUUCUUUUGGUUGGUGACUUUUAAUAGAAAAUUAAGAAUAUUGGAAUUUUUCAGAUUCGGGUUAG
Messenger RNA from Caenorhabditis angaria, 543 nucleotides. NCBI's taxonomy places the organism in Eukaryota, Metazoa, Nematoda, Chromadorea, Rhabditida, Rhabditidae. The record is from the annotation of a GenBank genome assembly.